Molecule: messenger RNA, 820 nt
Organism: Aegilops tauschii subsp. strangulata
Lineage: Eukaryota; Viridiplantae; Streptophyta; Magnoliopsida; Poales; Poaceae
Product: oleosin 18 kDa-like
Biological process (GO): seed oilbody biogenesis; lipid storage; response to freezing
Cellular component (GO): membrane; monolayer-surrounded lipid storage body
Source: RefSeq, a predicted model, not a curated record
AUGGCGGACCGCGGGGGCUACGUGCAGGUGCAGCACGGGCAGUACGGCGGCGGGCACCACGGCGGGCAGCAGCAGCACGGGCGCCAGAUGGGGGAGCAGAUGAAGGGCAUGCUCCAGGAGAAGGCGCCGUCGGCGUCGCAGGCGCUGACGGUGGCGACGCUGUUCCCGCUGGGCGGGCUGCUGCUGGUGCUGUCGGGGCUGGCGCUGGCGGGCACCGUGGUGGGGCUGGCCGUGGCCACGCCCGUGUUCCUGCUCUUCAGCCCCGUGCUGGUCCCGGCCGCGCUCACCAUCGGCCUGGCCGUCACCGGGUUCCUCACCUCCGGCGCGCUGGGGCUGGGCGGCCUCUCCUCGCUCACCGUGUUGGCUAACACGGCCCGCCAGGCGUUCCAGCGCACCCCGGACUACGUGGAGGAGGCGCGCCAGCGCAUGGCCGACGCCGCCGCGGCCGCGGGGCACAAGACGCAGCAGGCCGGCCACGCCAUCCAGAGCCGCGCGGAGGAGGCGCGCGCCGGAGGAGGCGGCCACACCGGCGCCACCGGCGGAGCGGGCGCCGGCACCGGCACCAGGGCGUCGUCGUAAGCUGGAGCUAGCAGGCCGAUGCCAGUCGGCCGCGCCGCGCAGCAGGGCGCGCGCGCGUCGUCUGCUACCUGCUCUAUGUAUGCUAGUGCCUUCGUACGUGUCUACACGAGCGAGUGUGUGUGUUCGUGCGUGUCAGUGUGUGUGUGAUGUUUCUACUGUUUUAGUACUGCUCGUGUUCGUCCGAUCGAUCGGUUUAGUACCGAGUUGUGAAUAAGAAAAGGCCCGGGCCGCUUCGUCUGUC